Molecule: messenger RNA, 2500 nt
Organism: Dioscorea cayenensis subsp. rotundata (Guinea yam)
Lineage: Eukaryota; Viridiplantae; Streptophyta; Magnoliopsida; Dioscoreales; Dioscoreaceae
Product: subtilisin-like protease SBT3
Exons: 1
Coding region: 36-2339 (767 amino acids)
Biological process (GO): proteolysis
Molecular function (GO): serine-type endopeptidase activity
Source: RefSeq, a predicted model, not a curated record
GUGUUCAAUUAUCUAUACACAUACAUCAUUCAAUCAUGAAUCACAAUGUUCUUUCCAAGUUAUUAUUCUUUUCUCUAAUUCUAUUAUUAUGUAAUGCUUCUGAUGAUCAUCGGCUAGCUUAUAUAAUACACAUGGAUGUAUCGGCAAAGCCAGCUCCCUUCUCCGACUUGGAGAGUUGGCACAUGUCGAUACUGUCAUCUAUUUCUUCAUCCACGUUUGGCGAAAAACCGGCAACACACCUAUACUCAUACAGUCAUGUCAUACAAGGCUUUAGUGCGGUACUAUCACUUCGACAACUUGAGAACAUCAAACAAGUCCCUGGUCAUGUAGCAACUUAUGCCGACUCGUAUGGCAAAUUACACACCACACACACACCCCAGUUCCUCGGCCUGAGCUCUGGCUCCGCGCUCUGGCCGGCUUCCAAUUAUGGCAAUGGCAUGAUCAUUGGUAUGAUAGACACCGGAAUUUGGCCCGAAAGCCAGAGUUUUAAUGAUGAUGGACUGCCUCCAGUGCCGGAGAGAUGGAAAGGAACAUGUGUAACAGGUACUGAAUUCAACUCUUCACUCUGUAACAGGAAGUUGAUUGGAGCAAGAUACUUUAGCAAAGGACUUAAGCAGGCCGGAAUUAACAUAUCAAAUGCCGAUGAUUAUGAGUCACCUAGAGACUAUGAAGGCCAUGGUUCUCACACUUCGUCCACCGCAGCCGGAAGUCCAGUCUCCGGUGCCAAUUACUUUGGUUACGCACCGGGCACCGCCAUUGGAAUGGCACCAAAAGCCCACAUUGCCAUGUACAAAGUUUUAUUUGCCGCAGACACGUGGGAUUCGGCAGCCACCGAUGUGCUAGCCGGAAUGGACCAAGCAAUAAUUGACGGAGUUGAUCUCAUGUCAUUGUCACUUGGCUUCUUUAAAACACCAUACCACGAUGAUAUUGUUGCAAUGGGAGCUUUCGCGGCAUUGAAGAAGGGUAUCUUUGUUUCAUGCUCUGCAGGGAAUGAUGGUCCUCAUGCCUAUACAAUCAUCAAUGGAGCUCCAUGGCUAACAUCAGUUGCUGCAGGGAAAAUAGACAGAGAAUUCGUUGCCACUGUGAACCUGGGCAAUGGAGAUAAAAUCAUCAGAGGAUUAUCAGUCUAUCCAGAGAGAUUAUUUGUAUCAAAUGUAUCACUUUACUAUGGACUGGGGAAUACCAGUAAAGAGUCUUGUAGUAGCCUAUCUCUGGACAAAAACGAAGUUGCCGGAAAGAUAGUCUUCUGCACUCUGACAGACGACGUUAAUGUCUACUCUCAGAUGGAUGAAGUGUUAAGAGUUGAAGCCGAAGGAGCCAUCUGUGUUUCUGAUCUUGGAGAAUUUUUGUUUCCAAAAGAUUACUUCAUGCCAUUUGUUGUUGUGAGUACGUCGGAGGGUCAGUUGAUCAAGAAAUACAUCACAGGAACAACUAACAUGGCAGCAGUUAGUAUCACAUUCAUAGAAACAGAGCUUGGAACAAUGCCUGCUCCAAAGGCUGCUUUCUUCUCCUCUCGGGGACCGAGUCGAAUAAGCCCGGGAAUCCUGAAGCCUGACAUACUGGCUCCAGGGAUUAACAUCUUAGCUGCCUGGGCACCGAACAGAGCUUUCGCUCCAAUUGGCAAUGACUAUCUAGUCACAGACUAUGCAUUGGUCUCUGGUACUUCCAUGGCCUCCCCUCAUAUUAUCGGCAUUGCAGCCAUAAUCAAAUCGGUGCACAGGAACUGGAGCUCGGCCGCAAUUCGGUCAGCAAUGAUGACCACUGCUGAUACGGCUGAUAACACUGGAAAACCGAUCAUUGACAUGAUCAGCGGUAUAGCGGGAUCACCGCUGGAAUAUGGAGCAGGGCAUAUAAACCCCAACAAAGCCAUGGAUCCAGGCCUUGUCUACGAUAUCACUGUGCAAGACUACAUUGAUUUCCUGUGUGGUCUAAACUACACUAGUCUUCAGAUUGGAAUGAUCAUUGGAAAGGCUAACUACACAUGUAUCAGGGCCAACCUUGACUUGAACUAUCCUUCAUUCAUGGUAAUCCUCAACAAUACAAACACAACAACUGGUACAUUCAAGAGAGUUCUGACGAAUGUUGGGAGUUCUGUAACAAGUAGUUAUCGUUCAGUGGUAAGAGUGCCGGAAGGGAUGAAGAUUUAUGUAGAGCCUCAGACACUGAUCUUCAACGAGUGGAAUAGCACUCAAGAGUUCUCAGUCAGGGUUGACAUAGACCUGAGUAAAUCUACUGGACCACAGAGUGAAUACUUGGGGAAUUAUGGUUAUCUAAGCUGGAAUGAAAUUGGAGGCGAGCAUGCUGUCACUAGUACAAUUGUGUCUGCCUUUGCACCAUGAAGGAAAGAUAAUAUUCUUGUUUAAUUCUACUAGUAUAUUUGUUCUAGUCUUCUUGAAUAGUAAAUAAAGGAAUUUAGCUCCACUAAGUUCAUAAAAACUAGGAAGAAUGUUAAAAUCUUGCACUAUUGGAUAAUUCUGCAUUCAGUCAAUGACCAGACAGC